This is a messenger RNA of Sipha flava (yellow sugarcane aphid), 2160 nucleotides long. Its product is annotated as ubiquitin-like-conjugating enzyme ATG3. The transcript is spliced from 7 exons. Gene Ontology annotation, molecular function: Atg8-family ligase activity. The record is from RefSeq and is a predicted model, not a curated record. Gene Ontology annotation, biological process: autophagosome assembly; autophagy of mitochondrion; nucleophagy. NCBI's taxonomy places the organism in Eukaryota, Metazoa, Arthropoda, Insecta, Hemiptera, Aphididae. Bases 1135 to 2103 code for a protein of 322 amino acids. Gene Ontology annotation, cellular component: cytoplasmic ubiquitin ligase complex; cytosol.
UACAAUUUAUCACAUAUUAUUUGAACCCCGUUGCUUCUGUUUUUCCUGCGGUAACUACGCCAUUGAUUCCACUCAAUCAAUCGAUCAACAUCUUAACGAUAUAUUUAUAUUAAACGUAAUAUACACCGACUGAAAAAUACUAUUAAAAACGUUAUAUUUUUUUGUCGGUUUAUCAAUGAGAGUCGGGAUCAACGACAAAGCAGAUACGGCACCGAAGUUAGCGGUGGAAUUUUUCUUUCAAAGAAAUCAUCACCGCACACGUUUUUCCCGACACCGGGGGAAAUGUUGAAAACGAAUGUUACGAUUUUAUCCGCAAUCCUUAUCGUUCGUGAUCACCAUUACGUUUUCACAUUGUUUUCGCCCUCGUCGCGUAACCAAUUUUAUUUUACAGAUAAGCCAAUAGACGACGGAACAAAACGGAACCCGGACGAGUAAACAUUUAAGGUAUUCUUCCGAACGAGUAAACGUUCAAGAUAAUCUUCCGGAGGACCUUGCGAACGUAAAAUAAUUGUAACAACGCCGAAUACUUUUUUACCCGAAUAAUAAACGCACAACUGGCAAUAAUAUUUUACCGUUUAUCGACGCGAGUACGUAUUCUAACGUGGACGUAGUGACGCGUUUAGCAGAUAGGGCAUAGUACCAUUUCACCUCGCCGUCACAUUGCGGUCAGGGCCGUCGAGUCAUUUAUUAUUAUUUAUUCACAUUUUUGUUUUUUUUUUUUUUUGUCUAUCGAAACGUGUUUGAAAUAUUAUCACUUUUUUUUUUUUUUAUCAUCAGUAUUCACUACUGCUGCUAGAUCAGUUUUCACAAAGUGACCCGUCCACUGUCCACUGCGCAGCAGUGAACUGCUCCGCUGGAAUGUUGAAUAUUAAUUCGAGUUUCAUUCCCACGUCUUCUUGCCCAGGUAGUUUCUACUUUUUAUACUUCAUUCUCUCUUCGUUCUAGAAUCCGGAAUAAAUUAUCGAAUUUAGUUGAACAUCAUCGCGUGUGCGCGCAUAUCGUUUUAUUCGGCGGCCAAACCAGUCAGUCGUGACCGUUUCCACCUCGUGAAGUGCCCGCCUGUAUUGCACUGCCUAUGCCUACUGUUCUCUUUGUAUCGCGUGCGUCGCACUGACUGUCGUGCCCGUUGUAAUCAUGCAAAACGUUAUUAACUCUGUCAAAGGCACUGCGUUGGGUGUCGCUGGAUUCUUAACACCGGUGUUGAAGGAGACAAGAUUCAAAGAAACGGGUGUUAUUACACCGAAUGAAUUUGUAACUGCUGGUGACCAUUUGGUACAUUCAUGUCCGACUUGGGAAUGGGCUUGUGGUGACGAUUGCAAAAUUAAAUCUUAUUUGCCAAAAAAUAAACAAUAUUUGAUAACAAAAAAUGUUCCAUGCUUACGCCGAUAUAAACAAGUUGAGAAUUGUGAAAUUCAAGAAAAUAUUGUUGAAUCAGAAGGAGGCAAUGAAGGAUGGGUUGAAACUCAUCAUUUUGAUCCUUUAUCUUUGAGUGAAGAAAUAUCUGAUUUAUUAAUUACAGACGAUGUCGGUAAUGAUGAUCAAAUUUCUAAUAACGCAUCUGUAGAAAAUAAAAAUAUAAGAAGUUAUUUAGCUGAUGAUGAUGAUGAUGAUAGUGAUGAAGGUGAAGCUAUGGAUAUGGAUGCAUUUGUAGAGAGUGGUUUACUUGAAGAUGAAUCUGCAAUUGUUUAUCCAGAAAAAAAAAAGGAAAAAGAAAUAUUAAGUUCAUCUUCUGAUGCUAUAUUGAAAACUAGAACAUAUGAUUUACAUAUUACCUAUGAUAAGUUCUACCAAACUCCUAGGUUGUGGCUUUAUGGAUACAAUGAAAACCGAGUACCUCUAAGUGUUGAAGAAAUGUAUGAAGACGUGAGCCAAGAUUAUGCAAAAAAAACUGUUACCAUGGAAUCCCAUCCUCAUAUUCCAGGUCCACCGAUGGCCUCUAUACAUCCCUGCAAACAUGCAGAUGUAAUGAAAAAGCUAAUCAAGAUGGUGGUUAAAGGAGGCAAACAUAUAAAAGUGCACAUGUAUUUGAUUAUAUUUUUAAAAUUUGUUCAGUCAGUUAUUCCAACUAUAGAUUAUGAUUAUACUCAAAACAUUAAUUUAUAGUAAUAAUUUAAUUGUUAAAAUAUGAUUUUAUGAAAAUGUUAUGGUAUGGUUUAUUUU